Eubalaena glacialis (North Atlantic right whale) is the source of this 2508-nucleotide messenger RNA. It is a transcript of the gene RFLNB, whose product is annotated as refilin B. Gene Ontology annotation, cellular component: actin filament bundle. The record is from RefSeq and is a predicted model, not a curated record. Gene Ontology annotation, biological process: negative regulation of chondrocyte development; actin filament bundle organization; skeletal system morphogenesis. Lineage: Eukaryota; Metazoa; Chordata; Mammalia; Artiodactyla; Balaenidae. The transcript has 3 exons. The coding region runs from base 53 to 709 and encodes 218 amino acids. Gene Ontology annotation, molecular function: filamin binding.
GCAGGGAGGGCGGCCGGCGGGCAGCGGCCCCGGCCCCGCCGCGCGCACCGCCAUGGUGGGCCGGCUGAGCCUGCAGGAUGUGCCCGAGCUCGUGGACGCGAAGAAGAAGGGCGACGGCGUCCUGGACAGUCCGGACUCGGGCCUGCCCCCCAGCCCCAGCCCCAGCCACUGGGCGCUCGCGGCGGCCGGGGGCGGCGGCAGCGGCGGGGAGCGGGCGCCGGCCCCUGGGGCGCUGGAGCCCGACGCGGCGGCCACCCCCGCGGCCCCGAAUCCAGCUUCUCUCCCCAACGCCCUGGGCUCUGGCUGCUCGCCAAGGUUAUGCCCCCUGUCGUUUGGCGAAGGAGUGGAGUUUGACCCCUUACCACCAACGGAAGUAAGGUACACGUCCUCAGUCAAGUAUGACUCAGAGCGACACUUCAUCGACGACGUCCACCUGCCCCUGGGCCUGGCGGUGGCCUCCUGCAGCCAGACCAUCACCUGCAUCCCCAGUUGCACGUGGCGCAACUACAAGGCGGAGGUGCGCUUUGAGCCGCGCCACAAGCCUGCCCGCUUUCUCAGCACCACCAUCGUCUACCCCAAGUACCCCAAGACCGUCUACACCACCACCCUGGAGUACAACUGCCGCAAGACACUGAGGAGGUUCCUGUCCAGCGUGGAGCUCGAAGCCAUGGAGUUCGUGGGCGGUGAUUACCUGUCGGAGGAGAGCUGACUGCAGCAGGCUGGGGGGCUGGCCCGGCUUUCCUGUCCAAGGGCCAGGCUGCCCUUGUGUGUCACUCCAGCCCCAGAAGAGUCUAACCCAGAGAUACCUCUAAGCCCAGCCUGGGGAAUAAAAAAAAAAAAAAAAAGGUCACAACAUCUUCUAAUUAUUGAAAGAAUUUGAUUUUUUACAAUUUUUUCCAAUUGUUUUUAAAAGGAGUGUGUUUCCUAGUUUGCUGCUACGUAGCUUCCCCGAAGUCUCAAUUUGAUGAGAAAAUAAAAGGAUGGCUAGAGCAAAAGGAAAAUGGCCAAACUUUGAAAUAGGGAAGAGGGGAGUGCUCUUCUUCCGUCGGUCAGUUUGUCUGAGGAAGAGCGUGGAAAAAAAUCUCUGAGAUGGAAAAAGUGAGUUGGAAGAACUUUCUGCCCCGGGUGUCUUCACUGCUACGAAAGUGGUGCUAAUUCAGUGAGCUGUGACACCCAUAUGGGUUCAAUCUGGAGAGUUGAGUUCCAUUCUGGUUUUUAAAAUUUCCAUUUGUAUUUCCUGUUAACCAAAACUCUUGGAAUUCUCUAAAUCUUUUUUGUGAUAUCGAAAAACCCCAAACCACAAUAUAAGAUGUCUUUCAAAAAAAAGAAAGAGAGGAAGGAAGGAAGGGAAAGGCAGGCAGGAAGGAAGGAAGGCGUUCACCCUGUUCUUGCCUGUAGAGUGGGGUCAGAUCAACUGGUGGCUGAGUCUGGGGGCAACAGCUCGGUUCUGGUUCCUUCCACGGGUGGGUUCCAAGCUCAGGCUCUGGUGAAGUGCCUUGAACCCCUGGCAUCUGGUAAUGUCUCCACAGGCUUGUGUAACUCUCCUGAUAUGUAUUUUGGGGUUUCCAAAUACUUUCCUAGUUUUUUCAUAAGGCGAAACAUAGCAGAGGGUCCUUUGGAGAGAAAUGGCAUUUUGAAAGAAUGCUUAGGGAAAACACUCUUGGGAGAGCCCACAGGGGGCGUUUCACUCACAGUGGGAGCCGACGGUCACACCUAGGACUUGACAGCCUCGGGGGGGGGAGGUGGGUACAGAUGUCUCUGGUGAUCUGGUUCAUCAGGCUGGGCGUCCUUUCCAGUGACCUUGGGUCAACACUGCGGAGGAAUUCUGCUGGUGCCUGAGGUCUGAGCGAAAAAGCAAGGAAAUCCACCUCCCUGCCUCCAGCCAAGGGAAGCAAAGGAGACCUGAGCAUAGGGAAGGACGCCACAAGUCAGGCUCCAAAGCCUGGGCGCUGGGGUGACCGUACACGUCUAAGCGUUCGUUUUAGUGUGACAAUCAUGGCGUUAAGUGUGAAUGGAAGAAACUGUGUGAAUUCAGCUGAACAGGCCACAGAAGCGUGGACACAGGCUGGGCCAGGUCAGGAGGGCGCGGGGGCCAGGCUGCCUCUGGCCUUCAACCUCCUGCCCGCCCUGCCUCACCCGGCCCGUACUUCUUUCUCCUGCCAAUCCCUGUGGAUUUUGAGUAAAGAAAGUGGCAGAUGGCUUUUGCUCUUCUUAUAUCAGAGAGAACAAAACCGUGGGUAUUUCCUUUGAAUGCAUCCAAGUUAUGUCAAGUGCUCGGGGCUUGCAGAGUCCUGGAAGCUCGGACUCCCGCUGUAUCUCCGGGUUUGUGCUGAUGGCUUCCGUCUGUCCUGAAAGCAGAAUUGAGAGCUCUCUGGGUACCCUGGAGCCACAGCAGGGAUUUUUGUUCUGAGGAGAGCAGGUGUGAUGAUAAUCACUGUCAUUUAAAGUCAUCAGAGGCCUAGAGGGCCAAAUGGUCUGCUGUCCUCUUCAGGUUGAAUAGUGUUUAGU